Molecule: messenger RNA, 2312 nt
Organism: Scatophagus argus
Lineage: Eukaryota; Metazoa; Chordata; Actinopteri; Scatophagidae
Gene: c1ql1l2
Product: C1q-related factor
Exons: 2
Coding region: 404-1192 (262 amino acids)
Molecular function (GO): protein binding
Source: RefSeq, a predicted model, not a curated record
GUCUCGCUCCCUCUGUCUCUCACUCCAUUCCUCUGGGCUCUGCAUCCUUGUUGCUUCUUCUCACAAGUCAGAUUGUGUUUGUAAGUACGCGCUGAAUGUCUCUGUGUGUAUGCUUGAGUUUCUUUAAGUCUUUAUGCAUGUGUGAAUGACUGGUUGCCUACUUUAGUGUGACUGAGCAGAGCAGAGAGGACUAUUAAGUGUAUGUGGGUCUCUGUCUCACCCUCACACACUUGCCGGCUCUCUUGCAACUCUUCUCGGGAUCUCUGGGUCCCUUUCCUCGGUGACAGGCUCCCCACACCAAGUAGUCACCAUUUCCGCCCCCGGGAGACCCACGCUGGCAGCGCAGCCCCUUCCCCGACUCAGCAUCGGGAGGAAGACCCUGGUGGCGGCUGCCGUAGGGGUUAUGCUGGUCCUGGUGCUGGUGGUCCUCAUCCCCGUGCUCGUCAGCUCCGUGGGUACAGAUGCCAGCCACUAUGAAAUGCUGGGCACCUGUCGUAUGGUGUGCGACCCCUACCUGAACAAGGGCACUCCGGCCAGCAGCACCAGCUCCACCAGUCUCCAGGCUGAAGCAGAGGCGUUAAGCGACCACAGCAAUGUGCUUCCACCCUCCACCUUACUGCAAGGCCCACAGGGGAAGCCUGGCAGGCCAGGCAAGCCUGGACCACCUGGACCACCUGGAGAACCGGGUCCACCAGGACCAGUGGGACCUCCUGGAGAUGCAGGGGAUCAGGGAAGGACUGGGAUUUUGGGGCUGGGGGGUAAUGGAGCUAUAAGCACAGCCACCUACAGCACGGUGCCUCGGGUGGCCUUCUAUGCAGGGCUUAAAAACCCCCACGAAGGCUACGAAAUCCUCAAGUUUGACGACGUGGUCACCAACCUGGGCAACAACUAUGAUGGCAUUUCGGGCAAGUUCAUCUGCAGCAUACCGGGCACAUACUUCUUCAUCUAUCAUGUGCUGAUGAGAGGAGGGGACGGCACCAGCAUGUGGGCAGACCUCUGCAAGAAUGGUCAGGUUCGUGCCAGUGCCAUUGCCCAAGAUGCUGACCAGAACUACGACUAUGCCUCCAACAGCGUCAUCCUCCAUCUGGACGCAGGGGACGAGGUUUACAUCAAACUGGACGGAGGCAAAGCCCAUGGAGGCAACAACAACAAGUACAGCACCUUCUCUGGCUUCAUCCUUUACACAGACUGAGAAAAGUCAGACACAGAGACAGUCAGACAGGAAGAGAUUGAGAGAAAGAUGUUGUACAACAGGGAGGGUGGGGUGGGGGGUGUGUGUGUUUAAAGCCGGAAUGCUUUCUAGUUUUCCUAAUUCUCUCCAUCAUCACGGACACCUCUGCUUCGCAUCCAUCAGCCAAGGCAUCCAGGCUCCAUAGCCAAGCCUGGAUGCAAAGCUCCUGAGGACACACUGAGAGGGGCCGGGCGGGAAGCCUAAGAGGAGUGGGACGUAGGGUGGAGGUGGGUUCGUUUUUCCAAACUCCUUCCGUGCCACAAUGCCGAUGUGUCAGAAGCUCCUCGCUUUCGGUGUCUGUCCUCCUCAGCCCUGCUCCAUUGCACAGAAAUAUCAACAAUGAAAACCCUGCAAAAGUGGACGAUCUCACCUCUUCUCUACACAGUGGUAACGGCCAGCUGUACUGUCAGUGGACUCAAUCGACUGAAACUCGUGGUGUUGUUCUGUGCAAUUUUCCUUAGAUUGUGUUUUUAUUUUGUAGACAUGCAUAAUAUUCUACACAAAUGCGAUUUAAAAAAAAAAAAAGUAUAUUUGUCCCUUGUGAAGAUAUUCUGUUUGACUGAGAGAGCAGAUUUGUGAGAUGUUACAUGUGAUGCAGCUCAGAGAUCCAACAGCUGGAAAAGAAAUCUGUAAGUCAAGACUGUCAGUAUUUCAUGGCAGUGAGUGAUUUUCUUCAUCGCUGGGUGCAGCAAGGUAACUAUAUAUUGUUCAUGUGGAGGAUAACAAUACAUUCUGUACCUUACAAUGUAUCUGAAAAAAAAGAAACAGAAGAAAUUAUCCUUUCUACAGUCCACCUCACGCUGUUUCGCACGCACACAAUGUCCUGCUGCUGUCUGGAUUAAAAGUAGGGUUCAAAUCGUGUCUGAUGUUUUAGUUUUAUGUAGAUGCUCCAUUCGACAGAGACAGCCAUGCAAUGAAGAGAAAUCUUCGGGUUCAGAGGUUAUAGUUGAAUGAGUUGAGGACUCUUUCUUCUUCCGUACUGUACCAAACUCCAAGCCUUCUCGUGUGGUAAAACAAUAAUGCUUCUGAAGUGGAGGGCAAAGGAGAUAAAGUCGGAAAGGCAGAGAGAGAAAUAGUAAGU